Messenger RNA from Penicillium longicatenatum, 3549 nucleotides. RefSeq names its product cohesin subunit IRR1. The record is from RefSeq and is a predicted model, not a curated record. The coding region runs from base 1 to 3549 and encodes 1182 amino acids. Gene Ontology annotation, biological process: sister chromatid cohesion. The transcript has 2 exons. Gene Ontology annotation, cellular component: chromatin; cohesin complex; nucleus. Gene Ontology annotation, molecular function: chromatin binding. Lineage: Eukaryota; Fungi; Ascomycota; Eurotiomycetes; Eurotiales; Aspergillaceae.
AUGGAGGUGGACAGCCCUACCGAUCCGUCAUCCACUCCCGCGGAGGACCGGCGCAAAUCAGGUCGAAUGACGCGGCGACCAGACAUUUUCUCGCAAAGUACACAUUCAUCCCAUGAACUGAACGCCAGUGGAAAGCGAAAGCGCGGGGAUGCGCAAGGCGCCGAGGAUAGUGACAAUGCGAUGUCGGAUUCGGAGAGCGAUGAUCCGAUCGAGGAUGAUACCGACGAGGAGGAGUUAAGAGAAAGGCAACGCGCCGCUCGCAAGGCCGGAUCCACAAAGAAAAACACCUCAAAGAAAUCAUCACAUGCAUCCAAGAAACCAAAGGUUACAGGCAACGGGGUGAGGAGACAACUUGCCUUCCGGCCCGCCGUCAAUGGCGGACUCCCGGCCUCGCGCCCUCGCAAACCAAAGGUACGACCUAGCUUAGCGGCAGGCGAGCGUGGACUAUAUGCCGAGGUCUUUGGCAAAAGCAACAAUGCCGACACGGUGGCUGCGCAGUUCCUAAACCUAUACCAGCGCGAGAAUGGAACGGCAAUUCGAGAUCUGAUCAACUUCGUGAUUAGAUGCACCGGAUCUGACCUGGAGAUCACCACGGAGGAUGUGGAAGAUGUUGAUCAUGCGCCCAAACGAAUCCAAGAUUUGCAGAAUACCUACCAAAUGGAAGGCUUCACCGAGUACCCUCUGAUAUCUCGAGCAAAGAAGUACAGAGCUUUCCAACCCGUCCUCGAAGAGUUCACAGUCGCGCUCAUUCAGACCUUCCACCAUUCAUCAGUCUUGUACACCGACGAGUCCCUUAUGGAGAACAUCCAAAUUUGGCUUUCCUCUAUGUCAACUGCCAACUGCCGUCCAUUCCGGCAUACUGCAACUGUUAUCUCCCUAGCAAUCAUGAACGCCUUAUGUGAUAUUGCACGUGAGGUUACAACGACACUGUCAACUUCUCGCAAACAGCUUGAGAGUGAGAAGAAAAAGAAGUCCAUGAAUAAAGGCAGAGUAGACGCGAUCCAAAAGUCUAUUUCGGAAGGAGAAGAAAAGGGGCAGCAAUUGGACGAUCUCUUGCAGGACGGCUUUGACACUGUAUUUGUCCAUCGUUAUCGCGACGUCGACGGCAAUAUCCGAGCAGAGUGUAUUGCCGCCUUGGGCGGAUGGAUUCGCACAUACCGGGAGUUUUUCUUUGAAGGUCAAUACCUGCGAUAUAUUGGAUGGACUCUCGCCGAUGUCGUUCCGGGUACUCGGCUGAUCGCAUUGUCGCAACUACUUCCCCUCUACGAGAACAAGGACAAUAUCGGUGUUCUCCAUUCUUUCACCGAGCGUUUCCGUCAGCGUAUCGUUGAGAUUGCCGUUCAAGACGCCGAGAUUACCGUGCGGAUUGCCGCUGUCGAGCUGCUGAUUCAUCUCCGAGAUGGGGGAUUGCUUGAACCAGACGAUAUUGACGCUAUUGGACGUUUAGUCUUUGAUGUUGACCCUCGAAUUCGGAAGACUGCAGGCCAGUUCUUUGUUGCAAACGUCCAGGAUGCGUUCGAGGCGAUUACAGAAGAAGUAGAAGAUGAACUUAAUGAGAUGUUUCCCGAUGAUGAUGAGGAUGAUUACGAAUCACCCAAACGCUCAUGGAUCAAGUUCAAGUGUCUGGCCGACAUAUUCCAGGCCUAUGAUGCACAGGAGGGCGAACAACCGGAGGUUCCUAUUACCUCCCGAGGUGUCCUUUCGGGAGCUCCAGCGAGUUCACGAUUCGUUUUAGCUACUGAAGCCAUUUACCUCCACAUGGGAGAGCUCUCUCAAUGGCAGUCUCUGGCUGGGUACCUACUUUAUGACCACUCCCAAAUCGCCGAUGAUCCGCCGGAGGAUGAUACUACGGGAAUCGUUCGCAAUUUGUACAAGAUGCAGGAAGGAUUAGAAUCCGUUCUUCUUGAAGUCCUCUGUGCUUCAGUCAAACUCCGGGUACUUGACAUUGCAAAAUCUGACAUUGACAAACGGGGGCGUAAGGUCAAGGCGCUAACAGCCAAGAUCCCUGAGCUCCAGGAGGAGAUUUCUCACAACCUUGCUCAAAUCAUUCCUCAACUUCUCAACAAAUUUGGCUCCUCCCCAGAAGCUGCAUCUGCUGUUCUACGACUGGAACAUCUGGUGGACCUCGAUACCAUCCAAGAUCUUCAAAAGGAUGCCACGGCGUACGCCUCUUUGCUUAAUGACAUUAACCGGCAAUUUCUGACCCAUUCUGAUCAAGAUGUCUUGGCAGAAGCUAGCGUGGCUUUCCUGCACGCAAAGAGUUCUGAAGAAAUGCGGGAGGCACUUGAAGGCAAAAUCCAGGAACUAUGGGAUGAUUUGGUGGAGGCCCUCGGUGUUUUAUCUCGCAAGAAGGAGGUUCAGAACGGCAGCUCCAUCGCCGAUCCAACUUUGACAGAACUCGCCAAUACCGUGACACGCAUUUCGAACCUUGCUGGUAUCACGGACAGUACCGCGAUUCUGGAAACAGUGCCCACCUCGCAUUCGAGGUCUAAGAAAGACCACCCCGAGGCUCCCUUCAAUACCCUGAUUCAUCUUACUAUGCGUGGCACCCGUGGACAAGUUGACGAUGAAGAUGUUGCCAGCGCAGAAACUGAGCUGGUGACCCACAGCAUUAACACAUUGUUAUUCUACUUUAUGUGGAAAGUACAGGCUCUAUCAUCUGCCUUGAAAGAGGGCAAGGCCUCUUUCAACACGUCUUACUUUGAAGCACUUACAAAAAGCCGUGAGACUUUUGCAUCAUCACUUCUGCAGAUCAUCAAGAGUCGACCUGGUCUUGAUGAUGUACGCUUUGUUGCUACUACCACAUACCUUGAUCUUCAAACACUAUUCAGCACACUCCGCAAUAUGGGCCAAGGCAUCGGAAACAACGAAGAUGUUAUCUUCCAGACCCAAAGCCUGGUACAUGAAACCUCAUCAGAGGCCCAGGCUCUCAUCACCAAGGUUCACGGCAUUGCCGAGCGCACAUUCGCCAAGAAACUUGGCCAAGAUCUCGAGCUCGCCGAAGAUGAUGAACCGGAAUCCGAAGACGAGCCCGAGGACGAUGACGAGGGCAAUGAUUCCGAAGAUGAGGCCAUGAUCAGCGAGCGACUUCGGUCCAGUAUCAUUGCUGAGCAGCGCCUCUGCGAGUUGACCGGUAAGAUCGUCCUGGCCAUUAUUGGCCGGGUCAUCGAUGCCUCUGGCUCAAAACGCGGUGCAUUGAAGAAGCGCUUGCUCCGCAACAAGACUUCCCUUGGUCAAAAUUACCGCGAGGUCUUGUCAUACAUGGAAGAACGAAAGCCUCGCAGUGCACCCCGCAGCAAGGGUAAACAGCCUGCCAAGCCAACAGCCGAGGGUCAGACACUCGAUGGUCCUGGAGGCAAGGAUUUCAAGUCCGCCGAACACGUGGAUGAUGAAGAUAGUGACCACCCUGACCCAGCGGAAGAGGAUGACGAAGAAGACCUGCGAGCCCGCGAACUCGUCGAAGAAGACAUUGAUCGCGACAAUGAUGAGAACGAGGAGUUGAAUAACGGCACGCCCGAACCGGAUGAGGACGAGGUUAUGGGCGACUAA